This is a messenger RNA of Aureobasidium namibiae CBS 147.97, 567 nucleotides long. RefSeq lists its product as uncharacterized. The record is from RefSeq and is a predicted model, not a curated record. Lineage: Eukaryota; Fungi; Ascomycota; Dothideomycetes; Dothideales; Saccotheciaceae. The transcript has a single exon. The coding region runs from base 1 to 567 and encodes 188 amino acids.
AUGCCUUCCCAACAACCCCAAAUCUCGGACCUGCCAGCAAUAACCACAUACCUAACUGGCCACAACCACACUGGCAAAGCAAUCGUUGAAGAAACCCGGCCUGCAAACUGGACCGUCUACGAUAACGAAGAAAUGGCCUUCAAUGUCGCCUACACAACCUCUCAAUUCCCAGCAAACCUCAAUGGAAACACAGAUAUCAAAACCCACGACAAAGUAACCUCGUCAGGCAAACUCGGUCUUGUGAACCCAAACGGCACAGUUUGUCGUACCGUUGACUUUGCACCUGGCUUUGAAUGUAUGAUGCACAGAACCCAAUCGCUUGACUACGGUAUCGUGAUUGCUGGGGAGAUUGAAUUGGUGUUGGAUUCUGGAGAGAGGCAGUUGAUGAAGCCGGGAGAUAUCGCAGUGCAGAGGGCAACGAUGCACUCGUGGAAGAAUCCGAGUGAGAGCAUGUGGGCGAGGAUGACGUUUGUGUUGCAGGAUUGUGAGAAGUUGGUUGUGGGUGGUGAGGUGCUGGGUGAGGAUCAUGGAAGAGGAACUGAAGGGCUGCCUAUGAGCGGCAACUGA